Molecule: messenger RNA, 5470 nt
Organism: Parnassius mnemosyne (clouded apollo)
Lineage: Eukaryota; Metazoa; Arthropoda; Insecta; Lepidoptera; Papilionidae
Source: the annotation of a GenBank genome assembly
AGUUGAAUGUGAUGUUACAAUAUGGAUGACCUUAUUCUAAAAGGUAACAAAAGUAAAUCCAAGCGCAGACCAAUUAAUGACGACACUCGUAGUGAAUGUGGAGUUGUAGACGAAGACUCAACGCCCUCCAAGAAACAAAAUGGCUCGGCGGUGCGCACGAACAGUCUGGGCUCGGGCGCACGGACGCCACCAGCGGAGCGAACAAAGUCCAAAUUUUCUGCCUUCGGCAGACUUUUCAAACCCUGGAAGUGGAAGCGGAAAAAGAAGUCCGAAAAAUUUGAAGCAGCUUCUAGAAGUGAGUAGCAAUUCUAUUCAAUAAAUUAAGAAAUAUGCCGAUGUUUUUUCAUAAACAUUAAAUAGAUAUAAAAUAAAAUUCACGUCGGUCUUCCUUCAUUAAAACAAUGUUUAUUAUAUUUCUAAAAGAAAACUACAGUACUGUUACAAAUUGUUUAAAAGUAUCGUUUUAUUACUACAAUAAGUAUUUAAGUUUUUAUAUGGUGUCUAAUUAAACUUAUUAAGUAAUCGUAGAGGUAAGUGAAUGUAUUUCUAGCAUUUUUGUGAACAUAAAAAAAGUGAAAUUUGGUUUGAUCGUUUUUUCUUGAAGGCUUAUUUUUUGCUUUUGUUCCGUAAUUAAUGCUGAAAGGCAUUACAAAUUUAGGUAGUUGUUUCCACGAAACAUUACAAUAUUUCUAAAAUGUAUGCUUUUAUAUACGCGGUAGAGCCAUGCUGCAGUUAUAGUUGUAAGCACGAAUGCGUCGGACCGACCAGCGAAGGAUCACGCUCUCACAGAAUACUAGCGUAAAAUAGCAGCUUAUUGCUGCUGUGUUUCGUAUGAUAAGCAUAGAAAACCAGAGACUUUCGAGAUCAGGACACGAGGAAUUCCAUCUAAGUCAAUCAGUUGGGCUAUGUCGGUUUCUCUGAUUCUAUUGAGGAUAUCCUCAUUUCUUAGUUUAUCACGCAUAAAAACUCCGAGCGUAGCCAUCUCCAUAGCUCGCUGAGCGACCUUGAGCUUCGUCAUACGGCUAGUAAUGAAGGAUCCCAUCAGAGAUCCAUAAGCCAUCACUGGCAACACACACUGGUUAUACAAUUUCGUUUUCAAGUUUUGACCUGACGAGAAAAUGUGUCGUUAUGUCCCCCGAACGAAACCCAGCCGAGUAAAAUCCGUCGAUUUUCGAAGAUCGUUGUUGGACUUACCUAGUCGGACUAUUUGUCCUCGUUAACAAAUUCGAGCUUAGUGGUCCUAACAACUACCGGCAUAGGUGUGAUAUGGACGUUACACAUAAUCUAUGUUUUGUCCAUGUUCAUCUUAAGACCUAUCCGUUGGGAGACACUAUUGAGGUCAUUGAACAUAGUGUUUAGGUCCUCCAGCGAUUCUGCCAUAAGGAAUAUAUCGUCGGCAAAUCGAAGGUGAGUGAUGCUCGCCAUUGAUGUUAAUACCGCAUCCUUUCCAGUUCAGUAGCUUCAAACGUCUUUCAAUGCAGUGGUGAAGAGUUUCGGGGAUAUAACGUCAUCCUUUCUUACACCUCUCUUCAGUUGGAUAGGUUUCGUACUCUGAUUCUGUACUCGGAUAGCCAUCGUAGCCCUACUGUACAAACACUUCAGCACUCCGAUAUACCUACCGACAGUCAACUUGGCACCGCAUGUUCUAAUGAAGACCUGUCCGUGGGGAGACACUAUUGAGAUCAUUGAGCAUUCCAACGAUUCUGCCAUAAAAACUAUAUCGUUGGCAAAUCAAAGGUGAGUGAUGUACUCCAUUGAUGUCAUAACCAGUUGCAACAGCAGGUUUGUAGUAGUAUGCAAAACCAAUUGUUUAGACCAUCGGUCAGCAACAGGCGGACCGCGGUCCGUUUGCGGACCGCGAAUGGUCGAACCUCGAACCGCCAAAUAUUGUAAUGUAUUGCAUACCAAGUAUAAAUUAAUACGUAGAUAAGGUAUACUUUACCUUUAUUAAUUAAAAUCAUAUUUUUAAGCCACAUAGAAUUUAACUUAGUACCUGGUUAACCUGUUUUGUAACCUGUAACCUACAACUGAUAUGGUUUGAUUAGUUUCCUAUCUAGCGAUUUGUGCGAAUUAGUUGUAACUGAUGUGAUUUAAAUAUUUUUAAAUCUUUGUUACACACACAAAACAUCCAUACAUUGAAUUACGUACCAUUUUUACGGAAAUAUGUGCGAGAGCGUUUCACAGCGUCCCGCGUGCUUACCUUACUGCGGCGCGCUUGCGUUGCGACUGUUUUGUUUUGUUGAAACAAGCGCCAGCGAGUAUCAAAAUCGGGGGCCCGGGCGUGUGGGCGGGGGAAAGCAGAUUGCUAGUCGCCAGUCGUUCAGUCGCAGCGCAAACCGCGGAGCAACGGUUUAUUUGUUUUGUGAUUUGUUGCGUUUUUGUAACAUUUUCGUACCUACGCUAAUAUGGAUCCUAAAAAGCGUAAAGUGGACAGUGAAAAUAGGAGGUUUCUGGCAGAAUGGACUGAACAAUAUUGUUUUACGCUGCCUGAUAGGCCUCAAGCGGUUCCAGUGUGCCUUAUAUGUAAUAAAACUGUCGCUAUUGUUAAAAUUGGUAAUUUGAAGCGACACUACGAAACAACUCAUCAGCAUUUUCACAACUUUCCUCUUGGCAGUGAGGCUCGUAAAGAAAAACUUCAGGCAUAUCUCAGUUCUUACAAAAAAAGCACGAAAUUACUAGUUCGUUGCAUGAGUGAGCAAGAAAAAUCUACAGAAGCAGCGUUAUGUGUAUACUGGACACUUAAUAAACACCAGAAACCAUUUUCAGAUUCUGAGAUAGUAAAGGAAUGUAUGUUAGAAGUAGUCAAGGCACAUUUUGAAGAAAAAAAAGAUGUCGCUGUAAUUCAAAGUAUUCCAUUAUCAGCGAGAAGUAAUACACGAAGAACGGAAAUUUUAGCUGCUGAUAUUAAAAACACUCUUUUUGAACUUCUGCAAAAGGCACCUUGCUACGUCAUAGCACUUAAUGAAUCAUGUGACAUUGUUGAUGAUGAACAAAUGUCUAUUUUCGUAAGUCUAAUGUCGAUUUUUAGGGAAGAGUUGCUAGCAGUAUUGCCGUUGAAAGGUAACACUCGAGGAAAAGAGUUAUUCAAGGUCAUUGAUGAAUUGAUUACUAAAUCUAACAUUAGUUAUGAUAAAAUGGUGUCGCUUUCAACUGACGGGGCCCCAGCAAUGAUUGGCAAAGAAAAAGGUUUAGUAAAGAGAAUCAGGGAUAAAAACUUAGGUCUAAUAUCGUAUCAGUGUAUAAUUCACCAGGCAGUCCUUUGUGGAAAACUUAGUCCUACACUGAAAGAAGUGAUGGACAGCUUGGUCAAGUUGAUUAAUUUUAUGAGAUCUCAUUCUGCUCUUCAGCACCGUUAUUUCUAGGAGUUUCUUUCUGAAUGUGAUUCAGCGUAUUCUGAUUUACUGCAACACAACAACGUUCGUUGGCUAAGUAAAGGUCAAGUUAUUGAACGUUUCUGGCUAAUAAAAGAACAUGUAACCUCCUUCUUGCAAAACUUAGAUACUCAGGGAGCCAGAAAGCACUUUGAGUUCAUAAAAAGCAAGCGCAAUAUGCUGAUUGUGGCUUUUCUAAAAGAUAUUUUGAAAUAUUUAAAUGCGCUCAACACAGAGUUACAAGGAAAUGGAAAAAGUAAUAUGUGAUCUGAUACAAAGCGUGUCUGCUUUUCGUCGCAAGCUGGAUAUCUAUGAAAAAGAUAUUGCAAGACAAGAAUUUAUUCAUUUUCCGACAAUUCUUGAAUAUAAAAAGGAGAACUCUGUAGAAGACAUUGCAAUGUUUGUAAAAUUUCUGGCCGAUCUUAAGAACGAAUUUGCUACAAGAUUCCAAGACUUUGCAGAGGUGAGCAAGCUAUCUCCGUUUCUUAAAUCGCAAUUUGAAGUUGAUGUAGCAGCAGAAUGGACAGAUGUGGCUGCCAAGUUGUUUAAUCUGUCAAAACCAUCACUUCAAAUGGAGAUAAUUGAUUUGCAAGAAGAUUUGUCUUUGCAAAUGUACAAAACGGUAUCCACUGAAGAAUUUUGGACCAACCAUGUCCCAGAAAAAUAUGAAAAUUGCAAGAAACUAGCUAUAAAUUUAGCCACUAUGUUUGGCUCGACAUACGUAUGUGAAACAUCUUUCUCAAAGAUGCAUUUAUUGAAAAACAAAUAUCGUUCGAGAUUAACGGACGCCCAUCUAGAAGACACACUUCGAAUUUGCUGUUCCUCUCGAGAACCAAACUAUAAAAAACUGGCUCAAGACCUGUGUUGUUUCUCACAUUAAUUUUACGUCUUGUGUUUUAUAAUUCAGAAUUUGAUUUGACACUAAAAUAAUACAUAGUAAUUAAUUAUUAUCAGUUGUUUUUUUCUGGACCUUGUUAAAAUUUUCCCACAGUAUCCGGACCUCACCUAAAACUACAUGCCGACCCUUGGUUUAGACCGAUGUUUUUUUAACUUUAUUACAAGCAAAAAAACAUAAACGACACAUAUUUAUAGGAAUAAUAUCUCCUGAUAAACUACCUACUUCAGGAAUCUGAGGAAUUUCAGGGAUUCCUUCUUGCUUCUCUACCAAAGUAAAAAAACAUUAAAAUAUUUGAUAUAACCGUUAUCAAGGAUAGAUGUUCUUUUGUUAUGAGUAAAAUAAAAAUCAGAUAGGGGUCCUUUCUCCAAACAAAAAUAGAAAAAUAGACUGGAUUAGAGCGAGCGCUAUAGUACGCGCUUAUGGACGUCACUGAGGUUUGUUGUCUGCCUGGGUGAUAGGACCUCAAUAAUAUUAUCAACAACAUGUAUAAAUUGCAGCUUUAUUGAAAUAACGUAACUUAUAAACAAAAAAUUGCACUUGUCAACUUGUCAUGUUAUUUUUCGGUAACUUUUAUUGAAUAUUUCAAGAUAUCAAAGUGGCAGACUUAUUACUUUCAUGUUUUUUUCGGUCAGUUUUUACACCUUUCACACCUGAGCGUCUCCAUAUCAACCGCCGGUCAAUCUAAAGAGUCCCCAUUUCAUGUACCGCAAGUAUAGGGGAUUAACUAAUACUGUAAGUCUACCUCUCACUGGUUCUUAGACCAAAAUAGGAAGCCUUAUAUUAAUUAUCACUUUAAAUUGUCUAUCACUGAGAACGAAGAAUUACCGAAUUAGAGCUAGACCUUAUAAAAUUAAAACGUGAUAUAAUAGGUUUAAGUGAAGUAAGAAGGUUAUGAAUGCGUUGAAUAUGAAAAUGAUAAGCUUCUAUUUUAAAAAGGUGAAGAAAGGAAGCUAUAGCGUAGACUUCAUAGUUAAUUAAUAGAUAGAUGAAUAUGGGCAUACAAGAGAGAAUAGCUGUCCUUAACAAGCAUCUGCCAGGUUACAAAAAAUAAUUGUUAAUUAAUGAAAUAUAUGUACCUAAUGAACCAUAGGAAAAUGGGUCAAAUAUCUUUUCAUUAGUUGGUCAUAGAAAUACUCGCACAAAUGUUAUGGUUAUGGGAUAUUUUAAUAAAAGAAUGGGCUCUCGGCAACCUUAGUUUCGG